Messenger RNA from Prosopis cineraria, 1578 nucleotides. RefSeq names its product protein WALLS ARE THIN 1-like. Gene Ontology annotation, cellular component: plasma membrane. Gene Ontology annotation, molecular function: transmembrane transporter activity. The record is from RefSeq and is a predicted model, not a curated record. NCBI's taxonomy places the organism in Eukaryota, Viridiplantae, Streptophyta, Magnoliopsida, Fabales, Fabaceae. The transcript has 6 exons. Bases 182 to 1348 code for a protein of 388 amino acids.
UCAAUAACGCAGAAUGUGGGAGACAACCAGAAACUUUUGAAGGCUACCAACAGUUGACAUUACGUCUUUUUAGACUCCCUGUGGGAUUCUUCUAUAUUUAUAUCCCUCCUCUUCGCUCCUUCUCCUUAUCAUCUCUUCAACUGCUUCUUCUUCGUUAUCUUUCCUUUCGCCCUGUGUUACCAUGGCUGAAUCGGCCUCCGCCGCCCCCCGCAGAAUGUGGUGCUCAGUCCCGGAGCGUCUCCAACUGCACGCCGCCAUGUUGGCCUUGCAGUUCGGUUACGCCGGCUUCCAUGUCGUCUCCAGAGCUGCCCUUAACAUGGGCAUUAGCAAGCUUGUUUUCCCUGUCUACCGCAACAUCAUUGCUCUGCUUCUCCUUCUUCCCUUCGCUUACUUCAUGGAAAAGAAGGAUAGGCCUGGGCUUACCCUUAACUUUCUCCUACAGUUUUUUCUUCUGGCUCUCGUCGGGAUUACAGCCAACCAAGGGUUCUACUUGCUUGGGUUGGACAACACGUCGCCAACCUUUGCAUCGGCUAUACAGAACUCUGUCCCGGCCAUCACUUUUCUGAUGGCAGCCGUACUGAGGAUAGAGCAGGUGAGGCUUAACCGAAAAGAUGGGGUGGCCAAGGUGAUCGGAACCUUGUUCUGUGUUGUCGGUGCCACCGUGAUUACCCUAUACAAGGGUCCUACCAUAUACAGCCCGUCUCCCCCGCUGCACAGUACCUCCACGUCCGCAUUCAAGCCCCUAUUUCCCUCGCUCGGGGAUGCAAAGGCAAAAAACUGGACCCUCGGCUGCAUCUUCCUCAUCGGACACUGCUUGUCCUGGUCUGGCUGGCUAGUCUUGCAAGCACCAGUUCUCAAGAAGUACCCCGCUCGCCUUUCCGUCACAUCUUUCACUUGUUUCUUUGGACUCAUCCAGUUUCUGGUUAUUGCCCUCAUCUUCGAGAGAGACUCGCAGGCUUGGGUUUUUCACUCUGGCGGAGAAGUUUUCACAAUCGUAUACGCGGGAGUGGUGGCAUCAGGAAUAGCCUUCGCUGUACAGAUAUGGUGCAUUGACAGGGGUGGCCCUGUGUUCGUAGCAGUGUAUCAACCGGUUCAAACUCUCGUUGUCGCUAUCAUGGCUUCCGUCGCUUUAGGCGAAGAGUUCUACUUGGGCGGGAUCAUAGGGGCCAUAAUGAUCGUAGCGGGAUUAUACUUGGUGCUGUGGGGUAAAAGCGAAGAAAAGAAGUUCGCGAAGGAACUUCUCGCGAACGCGUCCUCGGCAGAGCACGGCGGCACCGCCAGGCCGGCAAGCCACUCCAAGACCUCCCUCACUCAGCCACUUCUUCCUUCGUCUACGGAUAAUGUCUGAGCCCCAGACUGCCCUGACUUUUAACUGCAGUCUCAAUUUAAUAGCUUUAAUAUGGGGAAAGAAAAAAGAAAAGAGGAAGAAAAAGAAGAAGAAGAAGAAGAAGAAGGGUGGAUAGUAGUAAAACUACUUCCCUGUGUCGGGAAGCUAAGCUUGCUCGUGUAUUAAGGGAACUUGCUUGCCUACGAAUAUGUUUCCUUUUGGUUAUUAAUGCAGAUGAUUUUGUUGUUGAA